GACCCCGAGUGGCCGGCGGAGGCGCCCGGCCCGCGGCCACUCUCCGAGGGCGCCUCCCUCUCCCUCUCCGCACCCGCCCGCGCCGCGGGGACGUUCGCGCGACUCCCGCCCGCGUCCCCGACGCACCACCGCCCGGGCCGGGCCCUCUGAGCCGCGGGGACCAUGCGGCGGCCCCGGCCCGCGACGCUGCUCGCCCCACGGGACCGCCCGUCGCGCGGACCAGGUGCUUGGCCAUGACUCGGUCCCCAGUGUCCCCGAUGCUGCCCGCCGGGGUGCCCCCCGAGUGACCGGGCUUGCUCUGCCCCCACCGCUCCACAGUUGAUGGGGCGCCGGGCGGAUGACCGCGGGAACGGUGGUGAUCACGGGCGGAAUCCUCGCGGCCGUCAUUCUCCUCUGCAUCAUCGCGGUGCUGUGCUACUGUCGCCUCCAGUAUUACUGCUGCAAGAAGAGCGGCGUGGACGAUGCGGCCGAGGAGGACGAGGAGGGCCCCCGCGGCCCCGCCUGCAACGCCUGCAGCUCCCGGGCGGACCCCCUGGGCGGGCUGGCGCCCCUCCCCUGCGAGCUCCGCGCCAGCCCCUGCCCCACCUGCUCCCCGCACGGCUCCGCCUUCUACAUCCGCACGGCUGACCUGGUGCCCAACGGGGGCAGCGAGCGGCUCACCCUGGCGCCCGCCUACUACAAAGAGGGGCCGCCCCCGCCCCUCAAAGUGGCGGCGCCCCAGCCGUACCCGGUGACGUGGCCGAGCUCGGCGCGCGACGCCUUUACCAACCCAAGGGCUGUCAGCACGGACGUGUGACCCCCCCCGGCCCCCACCCCACAGCUCCCGGGGGCGGGGGCACCUCCCAGGGGCCCCGCUCGCGGGGGUCUGGGCUACAUUUCGGGGUGUGCCCUGGAGGUGAGGGUCUGGGGGUGCAGUGGGCAGUGAUGCCCAGCUCUUAGCCAGCCCAGAGGACCCCCAGUCCCCCGCUCUGCUGCAUGGACGAAGGCCAGGACCAGGGGGGUUGAGCAGAGACUCGGAGACCUGGGGGGCUUGCAAAGUGACCAGCAGGUUGCACGGCCCCUCACGCUGGACUCGUCCAGCCCCCACCCACCCACCCCGCCCCGGAGGCGGCUGCAAUUUCUCCAUCCCGGAUGCUUCAAACACAGUCAGAUUUGGCGACACCCAGGAUGUUCCCGGGAGCGCACAGCAUCGACACCCCCCUCCUCCGACCCUGAGCCUGCACCCGGGUCCCCAUUCCCCCCCGCCUCAAGUGGGGUUCACCGCCAAGCCAUGGCAGAGACUCAGUGAAGCUGCACAAAUCCCGUCUGCGUCCCCUGGGAGUGGUUGAGGUUACUUCAGCAGAGCUGAGCUGGCCCAUGGCCCAGUCAGCUGUGCUGGACAUUGUCCACGGCACCUCUGGGGGCCUCGGCAGCCCGGGGAGCUGCAGAGGGGAAGCGGGUCCGAGGUGGCUCGGACACACACAGCUGGAAGGUCACGGGGUCAGCUCCACGGAGCCACACUGGCGCCUCGAGAGUGUGGCAGGCAGUUUGGGGGGGGUCUGUGGCUUAGCAACUGGAGUCCAGGCUGCCUCCUCCUCUGCACCCCACACUUCCCAGCACCCAUGGGUCACUGUCCCCUAGCCCCGCUUUUGGGGGGGGGGACCACGCCUGGCAAUGCUGGGGGACCGUAUGUUGCGAGAGAUGGAAUCCACCCCUUCCCCUCCCCCCGUUUCUGCAUGUCAAGGGCCUGCUCUGCUCCCACUGACCCCACUUUUUUUGGGGGGCCAUGCCCAGCGGUUUUCAGGGGAUGAUGCGGGGGACUGAGCUGGGGGCUGCCAUGAAGCCUCUGUGCGCUCUCCGUGUCUCCCCAAAGCUGAGCCCCGCCCCGCACUUGGGGGAGGGGGGAGGAGGGGGAAUGUGCUCCGGGCGUUUUGGGGGGCACAAGCUCCUUGCUGGGCUCUGAAGUGCUCCCCCCCCCCGCUGGUGGAAGCCACGGAUGGUGGGAGAGCCCCCCAGGCCCCCUGAGCUCGGGGAGCAGCCCCCUGCCCCUGCUCUGACGCAGGCCCAGAGCUGUACCCCAAGUCCUGGACUCCCCAAGAAGAGGGGCUGCCCUGGUCUGUCCAGCCCCAAGGGGUCUGGGGGUACCACGGGGACAUGAAGACAGAGGAACGGUCCUGAUGCACAGGAAGAAGCUUGAAAACGCUGCUGACGGACCCCCGGUUCCUUCAGCCCUGUGGGACUCAUCAAGACCCCUGAGACCAAAGGGACCCCUCGGGACAGCAGCUGUCACCCCCCGACGCUGGCCCUGACCAGGCCAAGUGCACCCCUGGACAUGGGCACCCCUCAGUGCCUGGCUGGUGCCACACUGGCCCCCUCCACGCCCCCUUUGUCCCUCCCCCAACUCUUAGCCGCUGGUACCCCUGACCCCGGGCUCCCAUAUAGCCCCAGGGAGCCGAGCGUCCAACUAGACGUUUGUCACGAGGCCCCCGAGAUGGGAGAGAAGGAGCCGCCUUGUCCGCACGCCCCGGAGGGGGGAAUAAAGGAGGAGUUUGAAACACA
Molecule: messenger RNA, 2538 nt
Organism: Sorex araneus (European shrew)
Lineage: Eukaryota; Metazoa; Chordata; Mammalia; Eulipotyphla; Soricidae
Gene: FAM163A
Product: family with sequence similarity 163 member A
Exons: 4
Coding region: 338-796 (152 amino acids)
Source: RefSeq, a predicted model, not a curated record